This is a messenger RNA of Colletotrichum destructivum, 1394 nucleotides long. RefSeq lists its product as uncharacterized. Lineage: Eukaryota; Fungi; Ascomycota; Sordariomycetes; Glomerellales; Glomerellaceae. Bases 258 to 1079 code for a protein of 273 amino acids. The record is from RefSeq and is a predicted model, not a curated record. The transcript is spliced from 2 exons.
GUGGGAGAGAGGGUUUGGUAUAAGACUUGCCCGCCCUCUUCCCACAUGUCUCUCUUCCAACGGCUCUGCGCUCUGCGGUCAUCUCAUCCAGAUCCCUUCAUUUCUUAUUUACUUCCUUUUUGUCCUUUAUUGCGGCCGGACCGCCCUUUUCUCUUCCUCUCUCUCUCUCUUUCUCUCUCUCCCCAUCCCCUCAAGUACAUCAUCACCAGUCAGUCCAUAGCACCCUUCGUCAGCCAGUCAGCCAGCCAUCCGCCAAUAUGCAGCUCUCAUUCCUCCUCUUGCCGCUUCUGUCCUUGACGGCCCUGGCCCACGAUGGCGAAGGCCGCAAUCGCAACUCGACAGAAGCCCAGUGCAAGCGCUUCCUGCGCGGCGAGAAGCUCGUAAAGAUCGCCAGCAACGACACGCUCCUGGCCGAGAUUACCAACAACAACGCCACCAAGAUCGACUUCAUCAAGAAGAAGGCCGCCGAGAUUCAGCCCAGGCUCGAUCAGGCGAAGCAGAAUGCCACCCUCAUGGCAACAUGCGAACAGGUCCGCGCCGUGCAGCACGAGAACGGCCAGUGCCGCUUCAUGCAUCGCAUGGACAAGCUGCAGAAGCUCGUCGCCAAUGAGACCGCCCUCAACCAGGUCACCAACAACAACGCCACAAAGGCCCAAAAGCUCAAGGAUUGGGCCCAGAAGGGCAUGACCAAGCUCACCGAGCUUCAGGGCAACCAGACCCUCCUGCAGUACUGCUCCGCGAGGGACACCAAGGGACAAUGCAGGCAGAUGAAGAGGCUGAACAAACUCGUUGCCCUCUCCAAGAACGACACCGCCCUGAACGAAAAGUUCAACGGCAACGCCACCAAGAUCGAAAUGUUCAAGGCAAAGGCCGCCAAGAAGGAGGUCAAGCUCAACGAGAUGAUGAACAACUCAACACUCAUGGGCGUCUGCCAGCAAAUCAAGGCUGGCAAGGGUGGCAAGAACGGCGCCAACAACAACAGCCAGAACGGCAUCGACAGCGGCGCCGCCGGCGUCAGGGCUGCCGGUGCCCUCAGCGUGGCCGCCGUCGUCAGCGUCGUCGUCGGCUUGUUGAUGUAGAGUGGGCCGAGAGUGCCGGGAAUCGGGAACUUGGGAACUUUUUUUGGAUGGCUUGAUUUGGUCCUCGGUCUGACACGAAAGAGAUCGAUGCCAUUUGUUGCAAAUGUUGGCGCAUGCCCGCGGCUUGUACAAAACCACAGUCGAAUUAGCUGGGGGAUACAUCUUGGUAUUUCACUCAUUCUGAUGGCUCGACGUGGACCUGACACCAGGUCAGUCUUACGGUAGAUGGGCUCCAAGCUAUGGAUCAUGUUCAUAAGUAAUGAUUGGCUCGAGAGUAAUGUUUUUGUAGAGCAAAGAGAAAAUAUGAAAGGUUAC